AUGGGAAUUGGAGGUGUUUCUUCUUCUUCUUCUUCUACAACUGCUACUGAUGAUGAAUUAUUGCUGUACGAAAAACAGAAAGAAGAAUAUUUGAGAGGUGAACAAGUUGAUACGAUAAGUGAAUCAUCUCAAACAACAAAUGGAUUGGAAAAUCAAAUAUCAAAUAAUCAAUCAUUAAUUGGAGAUCAAAGGGAUUACUUGUUACAAAAAUUGAAUUUUAAAUAUCCUUUUAUUGCGACGGAAAUUUUAAUAUCAACUAUUGGACAAUAUCAUAUAUUACCUUUAAUCAUGAUAAAUAAUAAUUUACAAUCAUCUAAUAAUAAUUUAAAUAAUUCAACUUCACCUUUAAGUAGUGCAACUAGUAAUAAUAAUAAUAAUAACAACAAUAAUCAAUUAAAAAGUAAUUCUAAUAAUGACUUGACAUCCAACCAUUCAACUUCUCCUCGUUCAACUUUUAAAAGUAAUUUAAAUGGUGAAGUUAUUAGGAGAAAAUUAUUUUCAUUCAUUUAUCAAACUAAACCUCUCAAUUCAUUUCAAGUUAAAUGUUUUGUUAGAGUUAUCAUUGCAAUGAUGAAAAUACCUCAUCUAACACAUCUAGUUAUGGAUUAUAUUUAUCAAGAAAAUUCAUUAUCAUCAUUAACUUUUACAACAAGUACUACUUCUAUUUCAUCAUCUAAUGGUACUAGUACUAGUAGUAACAGCAGUAGUAAUAGUAGUAGUAACAAUAGCAGCACCAAUGGUACUAGCAGUGGUACUAGUAGUAGUGCUACUGCUACUGUGAAUGGUAGUAGUGGUGGCAGUACUGCUGUUGGAUCAACAACAACAACAAUGGUAGCAUCGAGUCAUAUAUUGCAAAUGUUAAAACAUAUUGAUUCAUCUGAUGAGAUUAGUGAAUUGUUAUUAAUGUGUUUAUUAUAUGAAGAUGAAGAAAUUGAAAAUUCAUUCUCAAUAAUUCCAUCUGGAAAUAUAAUUCAAGAUUCAUUUUUACAAAUUUUAAAUCAAACUGAUGAAAGUCAAAUUCACAAGAAUAAUCAAGUUCUAAAAUUGAAACAAAUGAUAAUUCAACAAUUAUGUUCAUUACAAUGUGAACAAAAUUAUAGUAGAAGCGUAACAUUUAUAUUAACAACAAUAAUUCAAUAUAGAAAACCAACAACUAAAAAACCACCAACAAUUGUACAAUAUAUUUUAAAUAGAAAACAAAUGGAGUUAAUUAUAGAGAAUACUUUAAAAAUUACAUCAAAUUCACCAAGUUUUGUAGAUAAUAUGAAUUUUAUUAUGAAUUUGAUUUUAUACAUUUCUAAUAAUUCACAACGUUUAUUCAUUUUGGAAGAUUCAAUAUCAAAUAUUGAUUGGAAGAUGGUUUUGAUAUUGGUUAUUGAAAAGAUUCAAGUUUUUGUUAAAUUACUCAAUGAUGAAAGUGCUAGAGAAAUUUUAAAGAAAGAUCCAACAAUAAUCUAUGUAGAACAGUAUCAUCCUCUUCAAUCAAUGUUAAUUGAUAAAAAGAGAGGUCAAUUACUAAGUGUAGAUAGAGCUAUUGAAUGUCUUAAUUUUAAUCCAUUAAUUUCAUUCCCUCCUUUGGGUAUUUACAGAUUGAAAAUUAUUGAACUUUUUGUUAUUCUUUUUAAACAUUUAGAAAGUUUAGAUAAUAUUUAUUCUACGAAUGAGAGAAGUUUAUCACAGAUUAUUUUAAAUUGUGACAUUUUGGAAGAAUUAAUAAGAUUAUUGUUCCAAUAUCAAAGCAGUUUAUUACAUCAAAUGAUAACAAGACUCUUACUAGAUAUUUUAGAACAAAAUAUUGAACCAUUCUUCGAGGCACUCUUUACAAAGUACAAUAUUGUAGAUAAAAUUCUGAAAGCACACGACUUGAAUCAACAACUUCAAAGAGAACAAAGAUUUAGUCUAGCCAUUUCAGGAUAUCUGACAGUGUUUGGUCAAAUUAUUGGUGAUAAGCAAUUAGCUCUUUUACAAGAAAAUGAAAAAUGGUUAGAGUUUUAUCAAUAUGCAUCUGAUAGAACUUUUAUUGAAAAGGUAUUUAGGAUUGGGUCUGUUGAAUCUCAUCAAUCGUUACCACAAGGAGAAUUACAAAGGCUAAAGGAUUUAGAGGAAUUUUGGGCAAAUAAUAAUCUGUGA
Molecule: messenger RNA, 2130 nt
Organism: Naegleria gruberi
Lineage: Eukaryota; Heterolobosea; Eutetramitea; Acrasida; Naegleriidae
Exons: 1
Coding region: 1-2130 (709 amino acids)
Biological process (GO): nuclear membrane organization
Cellular component (GO): nuclear envelope
Source: RefSeq, a predicted model, not a curated record